AUGGGAGCAACCGCUCUUCAUAAAGCAGCAGAAAAUAAUUGUAAAGAAAUAGUUGAAUUUCUUAUUUCACAUGGUGCAAAUAUCAAUGAAAAAGAUGAUAAUGGAAAGUCCAUUCUUUAUUAUGCCGCACGCGGACAAAGUAAAGAAACAGCCGAACUUCUUAUUUCACAUGGUGCAAAUAUCAAUGAAAAAGAUAUGAGGGAAAAAACCGCUCUUCAUUAUGCAAAACGUGAAAAUAAUAAAGAAACAGCCGAAGUUCUUAUUUCACAUGGUGCAAAUAUCAAUGAAAAAGGCAAUUGCAGGUUAUUUUAA
This is a messenger RNA of Trichomonas vaginalis G3, 312 nucleotides long. Its product is annotated as Ankyrin repeat family. The record is from RefSeq and is a predicted model, not a curated record. Bases 1 to 312 code for a protein of 103 amino acids. Gene Ontology annotation, cellular component: cytoplasm; nucleus. Lineage: Eukaryota; Parabasalia; Trichomonadida; Trichomonadidae. Gene Ontology annotation, molecular function: protein binding. The transcript has a single exon.